AAGGGUUCCUUUCUGCUGAUUGACGGCUGCGCUGAGCCAAUAGAGCCGUGAGACAGGAAGCAAGUGGGCGGGAUUCUAGUUGUAACCCAAGCUGGGCUGAGGAUAGGUUGAGAGCUGAUGGUGUAGAGUGGUAGUGCCUUUGCAUGUAUGUGUGUGUGUAUGUGUGAGAGAGGGAGAGUGUGAGUGCGUGGAAAAGCAGAGGCAGUCAGGGAAUACAGUGUAGCAGUGUCUCUGUCCAGAGAUAGGCUGUUGCAUUUCAGUGCUAACUGCAACAAUCUUUUGGCUUUACUAUUUUUUGGGGGGUAUUUUUUUUUGGUGGUUAUCCAUAUUUUCUUUCCUACUAUGUUGAAGCUGAUGAAUCAUAUCUGAGAGAAAAAAAAAAGGAAUAACUUUGCUCCCAAUCAGGAUUUAAAGACUUUUAAUCCGCUGACAGCCUCUUUCCUUUACGAGAAGUGCACACACACACACAUACACACACACACCAUCUGGAAAUGUCUGAAAACAAGGCGGCUGAUCCGAAGUUAUCAACGCUGGACAGGGUGGUGAAAGCUGUACCAUUCCCGCCAAGCCACCGGCUCACAGCGAAAGAGGUGUUCGACAAUGAUGGCAAACCACGGGUAGACAUUUUAAAAGCCCAUCUUAUGAAAGAGGGAAGGCUUGAGGAAAGUGUUGCUCUUAGGAUAAUCACAGAGGGAGCUUCGAUUCUUCGCCUGGAAAAAAACCUUUUGGAUAUAGAUGCCCCAGUCACAGUUUGUGGGGACAUUCAUGGACAAUUCUUUGACUUGAUGAAAUUAUUUGAAGUGGGCGGAUCUCCUGCCAACACACGUUACCUCUUCUUAGGAGACUAUGUUGACAGAGGAUACUUCAGCAUUGAAUGUGUGCUGUACCUGUGGGCCUUGAAAAUUCUAUAUCCCAAAACUCUGUUUUUACUCCGUGGGAAUCAUGAAUGUAGACAUCUAACAGAGUAUUUCACCUUCAAGCAGGAAUGUAAAAUAAAGUAUUCCGAGAGGAUAUAUGAUGCCUGCAUGGAUGCCUUUGACUGCCUUCCUCUGGCUGCUCUGAUGAAUCAACAGUUCCUAUGUGUACAUGGUGGCUUAUCUCCAGAAAUCAAUACUUUAGAUGACAUUAGAAAGUUAGAUCGAUUUAAAGAGCCCCCUGCAUAUGGACCCAUGUGUGAUAUUUUGUGGUCAGAUCCACUGGAAGACUUUGGAAAUGAGAAGAGUCAAGACCAUUUCACCCACAACACAGUUAGAGGGUGCUCGUAUUUUUACAGCUAUCCAGCUGUCUGUGAAUUUCUUCAGCACAAUAACUUGCUAUCUAUACUUCGAGCUCAUGAAGCCCAAGAUGCGGGGUAUCGGAUGUACAGGAAAAGCCAAACAACAGGCUUCCCCUCCCUCAUCACAAUUUUUUCAGCACCAAAUUACUUAGACGUGUACAAUAACAAAGCUGCAGUAUUGAAAUAUGAAAACAAUGUCAUGAACAUCAGACAGUUCAACUGUUCUCCUCAUCCAUACUGGCUUCCAAACUUCAUGGAUGUUUUUACUUGGUCUUUACCAUUUGUUGGGGAGAAAGUGACAGAGAUGCUUGUUAAUGUACUUAGUAUCUGCUCUGAUGACGAACUGGUAACAGAUGAAGAUGCCUUUGAUGAUCAACUUAUUUAUGCACAGAAGAAAGGUGCAACAGCUGCGGCUCGUAAAGAAGUCAUCAGAAAUAAGAUUCGUGCUAUUGGGAAAAUGGCAAGAGUGUUCUCUGUACUAAGAGAAGAAAGCGAAAGUGUGUUGACACUGAAAGGUCUUACACCCACCGGAAUGCUGCCCAGCGGUGUUCUGUCUGGAGGCAAACAAACUCUACAAAGCGCUACUGUUGAGGCUAUAGAGGCUGAUGAAGCUAUCAAAGGAUUUUCACCACAGCAUAAGAUCACUAGCUUCGAAGAGGCCAAAGGCUUAGAUCGCAUUAACGAGAGGAUGCCACCACGCCGAGAUGCUAUGCCUUCGGACUCCAACCUUAACUCUCUCAACAAGGCUAUUUCUUCAGAGACCAAUGGCACUGACAGCAAUGGCAGCACCAGUAGCAAUAUCCAGUGACCACUUCCUGUUCGUUAAUUAAUAUUUUUGUAGCUGCAAGGCAUGACAGGUUGCUGCAUAACAUCAGCUGGGUGAUCAUAAUUUGGGAAAAUGCUACUUACUCUUUGGGUUUUGUGUUGAAUAAUUCAGUUUACAAUGUCAUCUAAAAAUUUAGUCAAAUCUAUUUUAGUGAGGUCACUUGCCUCAGCUGAUUUGCUUGUAAAAAAACAAAACAAAAAAAAUCAUACUUUUGAGUCAAUAGUACACAGUUACAAAAAGAAAGCUACUUUCCAGCUGUGUUGGGGACUUCUAGUCACAUUACUGAAGGGCCUUUUAGUUAUCGAACAUACAGUACGUCUUUGUCUAAUUUCUUACUAACUAUUGUAUGUUUACAGUUGCAGCACUAAACUACAGAUAGACAUGAAAACAUUUUUAACAAUGUACAAACUAAAAUAAGGACUAUUUAUUGAUAAUGUUUUGUUACUCUCGUCAGGCAUUGGCUUAACUGUUUUUUUUUGGGAGGGGGGGUCUUUUUUUCUCUAACACUUUAGCGAGCAAUGCAUUGUAAGCCCCCCUAUAGCUGCAAAUUAAUUAAAUAAACCAUAACAUGGAGAAAGGACUUCAGUGCAUUGCUUCUGGUGGGGUAGUGGGGCAAAUGGUGAAAGAUAAAGAAUGUUAUACAUUUGUUAAAGAUGCCAAAAAGGAAAGUUUAAUUUUGUACAGAUUAUGCUUACCUCAGGUUAAUUUAGUGUGCUUGAACGCCCUUCUUACUUUAAAACACAUAGCUUACUUAUUUGGCAGUUAAUAUCUGAAUAAUAUUUUUUCCUUAAUGAAACAAAACUGGAAUAAAUAUCAUUAUAUAUAAUUUUUUUUUGCUGUUAUAUCUAAGGUUUUUUUGGUAAAUAAAGUAUUGGUUGUGGCUUGCUAAAUUUCAAUAUUUAUGAGUGGUGCAUUUUUAAGUAUAGUGAACAAGACACCAUAUUAAGUGCAGUGAAAAGCAUCUAUAUUCUGUAAAAAUCUGCUCUAUGCAUGUUUUAUAAGACAAAAUGGCUGUAUAGGCCUGUAUGGGACUGUAAUGCGCUUAGUGGUUGGACUUAUACUGGAAAUGUAUGUAUACUGGCAUACUUUACAUUCUCUAAAAAAAAAAAAAAAAAUUAUAAUAAAAAAAAAAUGCUUAAUGCCUUUGAAAUUUUGUAAUCAAACUAAAAGAAAAUGCUUUGAAAAAAUCUACAGAGGGGAAAAGAAUAUUCUUAAUGUUUUUUAACAUACGCUUGUCAAUGCACAUAUAUAUGGUUAGCAUGUUUAGCAAACCUUGUGAAAUUUAAAAUAAGUUUGUGGUUACAUGUGAUACUCCUAAGUGCAUGAUAACUGUUUAGUGUCAUAAUGGUUUGGUCAUUCUGUUACGUUACGUCACGUGCCACAAAUGUGUAAAUUUUUUCACUUUUUCCCCUUUAUAAUAUGAGUUACGGGUUAUUAAUGACUCCCGACAACAAUGAGAUAAACAUUUAAGAAAAUAUUGAAUAAAUUAAAUUCAUUGCUAUUUUCUAACAAUUGUUUAAGUGCCCAAGUAAUUCACUACAGCCUAAAGCCUUGCCUUUGUAAUUUGACUUCUGAAAUGUUGGCAAUCGAAGCAUGCACUUGUAACAAUGACAAAAAAAAAAGCAUUUUAUAUUACUACUCAAUAAAAUGUGCAUGAACUUA
Messenger RNA from Spea bombifrons (plains spadefoot toad), 3764 nucleotides. RefSeq names its product protein phosphatase 3 catalytic subunit alpha (gene PPP3CA). Gene Ontology annotation, molecular function: calmodulin-dependent protein phosphatase activity; calmodulin binding. Bases 492 to 2084 code for a protein of 530 amino acids. Gene Ontology annotation, cellular component: cytoplasm; cytosol; calcineurin complex. The record is from RefSeq and is a predicted model, not a curated record. The transcript has 15 exons. Lineage: Eukaryota; Metazoa; Chordata; Amphibia; Anura; Pelobatidae. Gene Ontology annotation, biological process: calcineurin-NFAT signaling cascade.